UCUAACUGAAAGUGCGGAGACUCGCGCAUCAGCACCUGUAGCGACCGUUUGUAUUUAUUUACAACUUUGUUUUGUUUUGUUUUUUAUUUCGAAAUAUUUGUAUUUUUGUUCAGUGGAUUUCCAGCUGAGGUGUCUUUAAAAAAUGCAGCCGGCUUUUCACGAUGUGGACUGAAAGCGGAUCAGCAGCCGGAUUCACACACGUCUUCGGAUUAUUUGUGAUUUUUACGGAUUUUUAUUUGGUCUCAGAUUAUUAACAGAUUAUAGAUUAGUGUUACAGACGGAAGAUGUGGAGGGUUAAUGAAGCGGGGGGGUUGGAGAUAUAACGGGAAAUAGAGGAUCCGCCAUUUAUCUGAGACGUUGUGAAACAGCUCAAGCUUAUUAUUAUUAUUAUUAUUAUUAUUAUUAUUAUUAUUAUAUCUCACCAUAGCUCAGCUUAGUGCUGUCUAUCUACAUAAACAUUGGGUAUUUUUGCCAUUUAAACUUAAUUUCAAGACAUCUUAAGUGCCAUAAAUUGUUUAAUACGCUUAAACUAUAAUAUCCUCUAUGUCCCUGAACUCUAUUAUAUAUAUGUAUAUAUACAACGUGUGUAAGUAUAUAAUCCAGUAUAGUAUAGUAUAAUAUUACACAGGAAACCACUUUUAAAUACAAGUGCAUUACGAAUUAGGAGGCCUGCUGUGAAGUUAAAUAGCCUGAAGUCUAUUUUUGGCUUAGUAAGCUACUAGUAAGCUUUUAUAUUAACCUCUAAAGAGACACACAGAGCUCCAGGUGUGUUAGAAAUCAUGGAAGGUGUGUUAGUAGAGGAGCCCAUGCCAGGGUACCUGCAGCUCUUCUUCUCGUCCUGCAGUGUUAUGCGAGAUGCCUAUAGAAACUGUAAAGAUUGUGGCAUCAAACUGUCCAUACAGACCCUCCUGGACCAUGCACACCUCACACCUACUGAAAUCCUGCUUUUCUUCCUGUUCGUGGUGAUGUGGACCAGUCUGAGAUGGGCGCUGACUUAUCACCUGUUUAUGCCGUUUGCCCAGUGGUGUCGUCUCCAUCCCAAAGAUGUGGUGAAGAUGCCAGAAAGUGCGUGGAAGCUGGUCUUCUACACGGUGUCCUGGUCCUACUGCACCUACCUGCUCUUCUUCUGCAACUAUGGCUUCUUCCACAACCCUUCAUCUGUCUUUUACAAUUGGAAGAGUGGAAUGCAGGUGCCCAUGGACAUCGCCUUUGCCUACUUGAUCCAGGGAAGCUUUUAUGGCCACUCCAUCUACGCCACGAUUUACAUGGACGCAUGGAGGAAAGACUCUGCCGUCAUGCUGUUGCAUCACUUCAUCACUCUGGCCCUGAUUGCAUUCUCCUACGCCUUCAGGUUUCACAACAUUGGUCUCCUGGUGCUGUUCCUCCAUGACAUCAACGACAUCCUGCUGGAGUUCACAAAACUUAAUGUCUACUUCAAGAUCCGUGGAGGAAAAAGCCACGUGAUCAACGAUGUCCUGUCCAGUGUGGGCUUUGUAGGCUUUGGCAUCACAUGGUUUUGCUUCCGACUGUACUGGUUCCCUCUCAAGGUGCUGUACGCCUCCUACGUCACCAGCCUGCAGUCUGUCCCUAACAUACCUUUCUACUUUUUUUUCAACGCUCUGCUGUUUGCACUUCUGCUUAUGAACAUCUACUGGUUCCUGUUUAUUGUGCAGAUGGUGGUGAAGGUUCUGACCGGGCAGAUGAAGGGGAUCAAUGAUGUGCGUGAAUAUGAAGAAAAUGAGUUCCAGAAAUCCCUUGAGGCUGAGAGCCAUAGCUCAGGACAUCAGCGCUCUGGAGAAGGGAAGCACACACGGAAUGGAAUCAACAGGAAGCAUCAGUAACAGCCUCAGUGCUAUCACCUGCUGGCUCUCUACAGCAAUUACAAUGAACAAAAAGGGCAGUUUGACUCUGGCACUCCGUUCGUACUACAGGAACAAAAAAAAAAUCCAGAUUUUUAGACUAAUUUCUUUUUUGUCUUAAUUUAAUAAAGCGUGAAUAUUAUUUUAGUGGAAUGAUAUUUAAGUGUCACAUAAAACGGGUAGAAGUGAAGGUAAAAUGUUAUUGUAUGUGUAAAUUGUUAGUACCGAUAUGGGGCAAUUUAGUUUUUAGUUAUUCACACUAUAAUUGUUUUCUUUAAGGGUCCAUAUAUGAGAUUUACAUGAGAGCGUACCCAAAGUUGCUAACAUGUAAAACUUUAUGGACACCAUUUUUAAUUGUAGAAACAAUCAAAUCACCUAACAUACAAUUCUGAUGCACCACUCAGGAGCUUUGUGACUGUUUUUGUAGAUCUAGAUUUAUGCUUUUAAUCAGCUACCUUUAUUACACUGUCCACUGAUUUUUAAUCUCUGAGAACUUGGUGCAUCUCCCAUGGUCCACCUUCUUUGAAAUCAUGUAGGUUUGACACUGUCUUUACACAAGUAUUCCACAAGGCACUGCAACGAAUUCCGUACCUCAUUCGCAUUCAUAGAACGAACCCGUCAUCACUGCAUAAUAUACUCUGCUUUAUAUAAACAAGAAGACCGUCUACACAGGACAACUAGUGUUUACUAGAUAUACCAUAAACGCCUUAUGAAAUUUUCCAUAUUUAGCCUCUUUUAAUAAAUAAAUGUUUUAUAACAAUCCUCUCUUACCCAAACUAUGAAGAGCUCAAUCCUGUUCAUGAUAGAGGUUUGUGUGUCACUAGUUUGCACUCAAAUUUUUUUUUUUUGCAGCAUAUGCAUUUUAAUGACCAUAGUAAAUGUAUCAGAGUGCUAUGUGAGUAUAAUGGUAUUUUUUACACAGGGAGAGAGAACCACACUCUGUUAAUGAAUAUAAUGAAACCUGUAUCUUUAUGUUGUUGUUGGAUUCUGCAGGGUUCCCUGUCUGUUUUGUUCUAGCUUUAGAUAGGUGCACACAACCUGCCUCAAGUGUGACUGCUUUUUUCCAGGACAGUAGUUCACCACUGGUUUUCACACUUUUUCUUUCUUUUAAAAUGUUUUUUUUUUUUUUUUGGCAAUUAUUGCUUUCUGAACACUGGCCUUGUGUUACUGCCUGGGUGUGUGUGAAGUAUCAUUGAUUAACAAUCAGGCUAGAUGAUACGGAUUAUAAUUACAGCAACCCAAGACCUCCUAAAACCACCAUACGGCUUCUACAGUAAUGUAUUUCUGCACAAGGUCUCUAGUUUCCAGUGUUUAAAGGGGUUAAAUGUGCCAAAGGAGAACCUGAUGUACACCAAGUUAGCUUUAUAGCACAGUGCUGUUGAAUUCUGGAUUGGCCAGAUGGUAUUGAUGUAUGUUCUGUAGCAGCAGCUGUGACAGUAGUGCAGCUGAUUUGUUAUUGUGCUCGUAUCAUUACUAUAAUAACAGCUCAUUGGCAUGGACUUGUUAUGCGGAUGCUAAGAUGCAGACCUAAUGCUGUGGUAUGAGAGGAAUAAAACAGAAUUUCAGAAUAUGCUGCUAUAGGAUUAAAAUCAACUUUGGGGUUGUAAGAGAAACUGUGCUUCAUAUAGAGUAUGUUGAGCAUGUUAUAGCCUUUAUCAGUGUCAGUUAGGGACCACAGCACUGCUGUUAUCUGGGUGGGAUUUUUUUUGUUGUUGUUGCUGCUGUUAUUUUUGGGGAAUUGUUUUUCAGUCUUGCAGUAAACUUACAAAAAUGUCAUACAUUGUAAUUUCUGUGCAUUGUUUGUUAGCGUACAUAUUCAACAUUGGGCUGUAUCAAAUAGCAAAGUGCACUGUUUUUAUUGUUUGUUAGCGAAAUAACUAGAGAAACAGGGCUUUGAUUAAUCCCUUAAAUAUGUAAGAAAUUUUCCCUUGGACCACAUAUUUUGGCAAAUAAACUUGAAUUUUUUCAGUCUAA
Molecule: messenger RNA, 3833 nt
Organism: Tachysurus vachellii
Lineage: Eukaryota; Metazoa; Chordata; Actinopteri; Siluriformes; Bagridae
Gene: cers1
Product: ceramide synthase 1
Exons: 7
Coding region: 780-1841 (353 amino acids)
Biological process (GO): ceramide biosynthetic process
Cellular component (GO): membrane
Molecular function (GO): sphingosine N-acyltransferase activity
Source: RefSeq, a predicted model, not a curated record